CUCGGUGGAUGCCCGGGACCGAGCAGGCGCUGGAGACCUCUUGCAGCGUGGCCGCGUGUCCUCUGGAACUAUUACUGGUAAAAGAAACAUGGAAAGUGGUGCAGUUCUGCUAGAAUCCAAAUCCUCACCAUUUAACCUUCUGCAUGAGAUGCAUCAGCUACGCCAGCUCGGCCACCUGUGCGAUGUGACUGUCAGUGUGGAGUACCAGGGUGUCCGGGAAGAAUUCAUGGCUCACAAGGCUGUGCUGGCAGCCACCAGCAAGUUUUUUAAGGAAAUGUUCCUUAAUGAGAAGACUGUGGAUGGUACUAGGACUAAUGUCUACCUAAAUGAAGUGCAGGUGGUUGAUUUUGCUUCAUUUCUUGAGUUUGUCUACACUGCGAAGGUACAGGUGGAAGAAGAUCGGGUGCAGCGAAUGCUAGAAAUGGCUGAAAAACUAAAAUGUUUGGACUUAUCAGAAACUUGUUUUCAAUUAAAGAAACAGAUGUUGGAGUCAGUGCUUUUGGAGCUGCAGAACUUCUCAGAGUCUCAGGAUACAGAAGGAAGCAGUGGAUCCCAAGUGAGUGCUGUUCCUGAGCAGCCACUGGCUCUGGCCAGCGCAGCAGAGGAUGGCCCUCUUGCCAAUGGCCUCGUGGAUUCCUUGGGUCCCGCAGGGGAGGGAAUCAGCAAUGGCAUUUUACCAGCCAUGCCUCUGAGGAAGUCCAAGGAGAAAGCAGAGAAGAAGAAAGAAGUCGUUAAGCCUCCCUUCCCUAAAAUCAGAAGAGCUAGUGGAAGGCUAGCUGGAAGAAAGGUCUUUGUGGAAAUCCCUAAAAAGAAAUAUACAAGACGACUUCGAGAACAGCAAAAAAGUGCUGAGGAUGACAUGGGGGACUACAGAUGUCCCCAAGACUCCAGCCUCGACACUGUGGGGACAGAGCUGGAGCCAGGUGCCAAAAACGAGAAUUGUAGUACUGGGGUGAAAGUGGAGGAAGUGCUGCAGAAAGUGGUGAUAGGGGAGGAGGAGGACGAGGAUGAGGAGGAGGAGGAGGGUGGGGAGAAGAGGAAGAGCAACUUCAAGUGCACGAUCUGUGACAAAGCCUUUUUGUAUGAGAAGAGUUUCCUGAAGCACAUCAGGCACCACCACGGGGUGGCCACUGAGGUGGUUCACCGCUGUGACACUUGCGGCCAGACCUUUGCCAACCGCUGUAACCUGAAGAGCCACCAGCGUCACGUGCACAGCAGCGAGCGCCACUUCCCGUGUGAGCUGUGUGGGAAGAAAUUCAAGAGGAAGAAGGAUGUCAAGCGGCACGUGGUGCAGGUCCACGAGGGCGGAGGCGAGCGGCACCAGUGCCAGCAGUGCGGCAAGGGCUUGAGCUCCAAGACCGCCCUGCGGCUCCACGAGAGGACACACACGGGCCAUAAGCCCUAUGGCUGCACGGAGUGCGAGGCCAAGUUCUCACAGCCCUCUGCACUCAAGACACACAUGAGAAUUCAUACAGGGGAAAAACCUUUUGUCUGUGAUGAAUGUGGUGCAAGAUUCACUCAGAACCACAUGCUGAUUUAUCAUAAAAGGUGUCACACAGGUGAAAGACCUUUUAUGUGUGAAACAUGUGGCAAGAGUUUUGCUUCUAAGGAGUAUUUAAAACAUCACAAUAGAAUCCAUACUGGAUCGAAACCCUUUAAAUGUGAAGUUUGUUUCAGGACUUUUGCCCAGCGGAAUUCACUUUACCAGCAUAUUAAAGUCCACACAGGGGAACGGCCCUAUUGCUGUGACCAAUGUGGAAAGCAAUUCACCCAGCUCAAUGCACUGCAGCGCCACCAUCGGAUCCACACAGGAGAGAAGCCUUUCAUGUGUAACGCAUGUGGGCGGACAUUUACAGACAAGUCCACACUCCGGCGGCACACCUCAAUACAUGAUAAGAAUACUCCAUGGAAGUCUUUCCUUGUUAUUGUAGAUGGCUCACCCAAGAAUGAUGAAGGGCACAAGACUGAACAGCCUGAUGAGGAAUUUGCACCAUCCAAACUUUCGGAUAAAUUGCUGUCUUUUGCAGAAAAUGGCCAUUUUCACAACUUGGCCACAGUGCAAGACAGCAUCCCUGCUGUGCACGGGAAUAGUCCCAUUGACCCUGCCUGCAAGUCGGAUGACCCUGUGGUGUCCCAGGAUGCCCUGCUGGCCACCACCAUCAGUGAGCUCAGUGGGCUGACACCACAGACAGACCCGAUGCCCACACAACUUCACUCCUUAACCAACAUGGAGUAAGAGCUUGACUUCAGCUGCCAACCCGGUGGCAGCUUGAAUCUUUGCUUCUAUAAGAGAAGUAAAGAUAGCUGUGUAGGAGAUAAGUCAGGGACUAAGCAAAAGAACUGUGGGCAGUGAAGAGAACAAGAAUGAUUCCUACAGAUUCUCCCAAAUUUCUGCUCACUUGCACGUCUUGAUCAAAGCAUUUUUAAAGCUUUCCCUUAAAAUCCUGAUCUGCAUGAUCUCAGCUACACUUAGCAAACAAGGCAGUUACCAUAACCUUACUUAUUUCUGGUACAGGUUAUAUGUGUUAAUCAUUCUAAUGCUUGAUUAUUUUGAUAUUUAUGACUUGGACAUCUGCUUACCUUAACUGUCCACAGCAGUGACCCAGGUCAUGAAGUUGCUAUACCUGGUCUCACCCUGCCUUAGCUUCCAUGUGGGCUUAUUUCUGAUACUUUUAUCGUAUUUUUCUACCAAGCUGAAAUAAAACUGGGGCCGUGUAUUUUCAGCUAUGUCUUUCCUGUUGAAAUGAAUGAAGCAAAUAAAUUUGUUCUGGGGACCCUUGAAUGAAUUACUGCACUCGUUCCUCUCUGUAACCUCUGCCCCCCCACCCCUGCCCUCAACUACCUGUUAGUAAACACUAAAGGAGGAAUGACAAAUUGGGUACUUGCUCACUGCCUAGGAUCUCUCAGCAGUAAGCAGGUAGAACAUGUGCCAUAAAAUAACUUUUGAAAUGAAAAUGGCUGUUUGUUGCCUAAAAAUCAGAUUAGGUAAAAGCUGUUCUACCAAAGAUUCUAGCAGCAAACUGUACUAUUUAUUUUGCAAAGAAGUGUGAAUAUUAAGCAAGAGGCUUUAGAAGACUUGAAAUGUUUCAGCCAUUUUAUUUACAAAGUAGAAUGAGGUAACUGUGUCAAACUUAGAGCAAAGUAUUAGUAUUUUUGCAGUUUUUCUGACGUGAGUUCCAGAAACCCAGACUUUCUCAUUUCCACACGCAAAGCUUGAACUGUUUGUUUUGUUGGGAGCAUGUGAGCAUAUGUCGAUGGGACCAAAGGCCUUGCCACACUCCUCCUUGAUUAUGCCUUACGAGAGGACUGCGAAGACAAGUGUCUUAGAUGCGCCUUUGGCUAUCACAUGCUGGCCUUAAUUGCUCGAAAUGGUUUGUAGUUAAGAGACUAUUCUGCUUUAUUUUCUAAGCCUGACUCUUGGUUCCUGUAGGUUGGUGGCUUGGGUAUAUUGCUAUGUGCUUAUGAAGUGCUUUGACGUAACCAUAUUAAAAAGAAACAUGAAUGGUAAUUGUUUCAUUCGCUAGUUAGUUGCUCUCUUCCUCCACAUUUUAAUUUAUUAAACUUGCUGUGAAAACACUUUUUUCUAGAAGAACGGUACUUUGAUCUGUAAGUAUGAGACAGCUGCAUUAAGCCAGAAAUUAGUGAGGGAAGACUUGCUCCUUGAGUGCUUACUUUUGUUCUAGCAUAUAACAUGUCACAGGAAAUACUAAAAACACCUUUAGGUGUUUUAGAUGCUGAUAACAUGUUUCACACCUGCUCUUGAAGACAGCCAUACUGAAUGAUUUCAAAAUAAGUUGACAACUUAUUCUAGUUAUGUUUACAGAACAAAAAAAAAAAGUGACUAUCACUUUGGUGAGAGAAAGGACCUACUCAGCUGAUGAAUUGUUUCAUGGAAUAAAGUUAUCUUGAGGAGGAAUUUAAAUAAUUAUUUUGUUACCUACUGGAAGAAUUUUUGUCUCGAAUUUGUUUCUUUAGAAAUUCUACAAAAAAACCUGAAAUGUGUUAAUAAAUGUUUACUUUGUAAAAACAGUUUUGUAAGUUUAUUUCCACAGUUAGAAUUUAGGCCCUGCAGAAAUGAUUCUUAGUUGAAACACAAGUAUCAUUUCCUCAAUGUCAUAGGUAAUGAAAUUUCAAGUCAGAGUCUAUAGGAUUAAUCUAACUAAACAAUUUAGAUUGCAUGUUUAUCCUUCCAAGUGAAAGGCAGAGAGCAACACUAACCUCUGUAAGAAGAUGUGUAGCUGGUGCUGUGUAGUGCAAGUGGACUGAAUUCAAUGUCCUAAUAAUGUUGGCUGCACAGACUUCUCCGAUACUCCCAUUUCUCUGUCCACUUCCUGUGAGAGUUAAGGCUACCCCUUGAGAAAUCCAAAAAUUCCACAGAAGCCAUCACAGAGGGAUUUGCCCCUCGGAGCAAAAGCAAGGCCCUGAGUGUGUGACAGCAGGCAAGCGCCCCUGCUUCUGCACUGCCUUCCCCAGAGCCUCAAGAAAGGCUACUGGAGAGGAGGCCCAGCUCAUCUCUCAGCUCAACCAUGAGGGAAAUACUGUCAUCCCACACUCCAAAGUGCUGCCUUUGGUUCUAUCAACACUGUAGAGUUUGAAAAGAAAUGAGCCCUUUGGGGAAAAGACCUUUGAUAAAGGUGAGUUAUAACAGACAUGUGGCUAUGCUAAAGGUGACAAACAAAUCUGAAAAUGAGCUGCAGUAAUUAAACUCCAAUCCAUUAAAUUUUAGACCACGUUGUACCAGGAACAAUUUUAGAAACCAAAUGAGUGUUCGUCCCCUUAAAUGAACUUGAUAGUUGUUCACUUAAAAUAGCAGUGAAGGUUGGGGGUGGAGAGAGGGAGGGACUCAUGCAAAGGGCCAUCUGUUCACAUGUAUGACAGCAAGGGUAGAAAAGACCAUAGAGGGUUGGAGCAGUUCACCUUAGCAGAGCCCAGAAACCACACAUCUACCUCUGUCAAUCUGUAUAGUGACUUAGCAAAAUUAGCAACACCAGGUGUUUAAACUGUCAUAGUGGCUUCUUUUUGUUAGGAAAUACUGAAUCAAAAAGGCAUCUGAAUGAUAGCGUAAUCCUGAACAACUCAGAAUUCCUUAAUAUGGACGGAUUUUUCUACCAUUUGUUUGUUUAAAAUGCUUUGAGUUAUCUCUAAAUUGUGGACUUGAAAUUGACCUGAGGUCAACUGGCCAUGUAUUUAACUGCCUCUUCUUUUCAACCCCCAAUCCUAUGUCAUACUCCUCCCAGGUUCUAGAGGGGAGGAGUUGGCAAGAGUGCUAGCCUUCUCCAGGUAACUUAUCCCAAACAGACUUCUGUAAAGUAAACACCCAACUCAAACUAACAGAGGCGAGUGGCUUCAGGGUCCCUUGCUGGACCACCUCAAUACUCUCUAGGCACCACUGCUCAGUCAACUUUCAAGUGGCUAUAAGGAGCUUAGAGGAUACAAGCAAGAGUCCUUAAUGGAGGUAGCAGGAAGGUAUGAGAAUGUGAAGCUUAGUUUUGAGAUUAAUUGAGUACAUCAAUAGACUAAGGUUUCCUUCAAAGUCCCUUAUCUUGUAAACACACCAAAUACCCUGAAUUUCUAUUAAGUGACCUAAGUUAAGUGCUUGGAUGGAUAUUCAAAGAGCCUAAAAAAGAUAAUGCCCAUUACUUUCAGCUUAUUGUGAACAAUCUGAAGGAAAGGAAGUUCCAUUGUGCAAAUGGAAUUCGGAAAGAGUAGUCAAGAUAAUACUGAUAAUUUCCACUUUAUUUGUUGUACAGGUUCACACAAAACAUCCAUACUCUCUGCUAAGAGAUUUACCAUCACAUGGGCAGGUAGUUUUCAUAAGUAAUUCUCUGCCCAAGAGCAGCAGGGGGAACACUGUAGAGACCCACUGAGAACCUGACAGGCACGAACCUGCUCCUUAGCUCCUGGCGCACACUGCAGGCGGGAGGGUCGGAGGCGCAUGCGUGCUGCCAGCUCCUCUGAAGCAAGCCACAGAGGUCUGCGUUUGGACAUCUUAAAUACAGUCAGAGAAAAAUAACAAGGGCACACAUUUUGGUUACAGUGACACCAUCACACACAGGCCACAACUGUGCAAAAAUACUGCUUUCAAAUCAUUAAAUAAAAAAAAAACUCAUAAAGCUAUAAAAAUAUUGCCACAAAACAAAGCUUUCCUGAAGAGAUUUGAACUGACUUUGAUUAUGAACUAAGCUCAGAUUUGCUAAAAUACAAGGAUUACAACAUAAAGUCCUAUUUUGCUCAUAAAUGACUUCUAUAAAUCCAGGAGACCUAAUUCAGAGCUCCAGUCAUGGCUCCUCUCUGUGCUGAUGGGACACUUCAAGGAAGUCUGGACACUAUCAACGGGACAAUUCCCUUUAUCAUCUGGCAGAUCUGUUCUAGCCUUUAUGGUUAUUUUAAUCCUUUCUAGGUGAAGUAUCACAAAUGAAAAUUAAUUCUUAACUCGGCAGUGAUCCCAGGGUUUACUUCACUAAAAAUAAGGAACAAAACGUCACCGAUACUGCUUUAAAAAUCAUGCUUCUUCAUAUAGAGGUUUUUUAGUAGAUCACUAUGAAUAAACUGAAAUUCCUUAAAAGAAAUCAUUUGGUUUUAACUUUACAUGGUAAGAUGGUUUUUUUAACAAGUGGAAAUAAACAUUCUAAACCAGAGAUAGAACAAGAAUGCUGGCACUAGCAUUUAAAUGCUCCCCACUUGGAAAGAAUUACAGCUGGAACACAGGACGCUGCAAAAGCUCCCCAGGCUCUUGCAAAAGGAGAGUAUUGGGCUGGCUGAGGAAUAGAUGAGUUAUUGCAA
Molecule: messenger RNA, 6783 nt
Organism: Condylura cristata (star-nosed mole)
Lineage: Eukaryota; Metazoa; Chordata; Mammalia; Eulipotyphla; Talpidae
Gene: GZF1
Product: GDNF-inducible zinc finger protein 1
Exons: 6
Coding region: 89-2236 (715 amino acids)
Biological process (GO): regulation of cytokine production; negative regulation of transcription by RNA polymerase II; regulation of immune system process
Molecular function (GO): protein binding
Source: RefSeq, a predicted model, not a curated record